AUGUCCAGCGAUCCUCCUGCGAACCAUUGGGGCUGUGAAGAAAGCAAUGGGAUCACAAGCGGUGUUGGACCUUCCAGAUCAAGAUUGCUGAGAUCCGCAGUGACGGAAUUGAGCGUGACAGAAUUGGUGAAUAUGUACAAGGAUGACAUGGACAUGUUAAAGCAGGUGCUUGCUGCUAAAGCCGAAGAAGAUAAAGAAAGUAUUUUCCUCCCACAUCAGCCGAGAAGAACCGCCGAAGAAAUUCGAUUGACAGAAGAAGCGCGUCUGCAGUAUAAAUUAAUUGAUUGGGAACGGACCCAUGAUCCUCAUCUAGUGCAUCCCCCACCUUCUCCGCCUCAACCAUUGCUAUUUAAUCCUGUACCUUCUUCCUUUUAUGAUACCAGGGAUCCGAAUCAAGUGACCUCGGCUCGUCCCGAAUCGUCGUCUCCUUCAUUUGCUGUACCCGAGGUUACCAUGGCCUCAUCCAAUCACACGUCAUUUGCCAUGUUACCCAUGGACUUCGAUACACAUUCCUUGGAUGAUCAGAGUUCGUCGUCGUCCGCUGCGGCUGCUUCAUUACUGAGUCCUUCAUCGUCUUACUCUUACUUUGAUCUAAUGUCGCUGCCUUCGGCUCGCGAUGCCGCAGCGGCAAUAACACCAAUUCAGGAGACAAGUGAGGGUCACGUUAUUCCUGCUGACACGCCUGGUCUGAUGAAUCAUUCAUCGUCAUCGACGAGCAAAGGCAAGCAGCCAGACACUGGGGCCGCGUCCGCUUCCAGUUCCCCUUUAUCCACGCCGGAUGACAAGUCACUGGCUCAUCACCGCGUCAUGGAAGCAUUGCGUGCGAAACUACGUCGAUCUCAAUCAGCGCAACAUCAGCAAGAUCUUCUUCGUUCCACCAGUCCCACCACAGGCAUUCUUCUUCUCGAUCUGAAAAGUCGAAAAAAGAACCGAAAAAGAUCAGGCUCCUACCUUCGAAAAUGCUAA
Radiomyces spectabilis is the source of this 966-nucleotide messenger RNA. RefSeq lists its product as uncharacterized. Lineage: Eukaryota; Fungi; Mucoromycota; Mucoromycetes; Mucorales; Radiomycetaceae. The transcript has 3 exons. The record is from RefSeq and is a predicted model, not a curated record. The coding region runs from base 1 to 966 and encodes 321 amino acids.